This is a messenger RNA of Zygotorulaspora mrakii, 1119 nucleotides long. RefSeq names its product Sps18p (gene SPS18). The record is from RefSeq and is a predicted model, not a curated record. Gene Ontology annotation, cellular component: Golgi membrane. Gene Ontology annotation, biological process: regulation of ARF protein signal transduction; regulation of endocytosis. Gene Ontology annotation, molecular function: GTPase activator activity. Bases 1 to 1119 code for a protein of 372 amino acids. NCBI's taxonomy places the organism in Eukaryota, Fungi, Ascomycota, Saccharomycetes, Saccharomycetales, Saccharomycetaceae. The transcript has a single exon.
AUGUCUGAUUGGAAAGUUGACCCUGAGAAUCGAAGACGAUUGUUGCAAUUGCAAAAGAUCGGACCUAACAAAAAAUGUAUCGAUUGUGGAGCACCUAAUCCUCAAUGGGCCUCUCCGAAGUUCGGCAUAUUCAUUUGCUUGGAAUGUGCAGGGAUUCAUCGAGGAUUAGGCGUUCAUGUCUCAUUCGUUAGAUCAAUUACAAUGGAUCAAUUCAAACAAGAGGAACUUGUUAGAAUGGAGAAAGGUGGUAAUGGACCGUUUGCAGACUACAUGACUGCUCGCGGUAUUGAUAUGUCGUUACCGCAUAAGGUAAAAUAUAAUAAUCCUUUCGCAGACGAUUACAAAGAAAAAUUAACAUGUGAAGUAGAUGGUACCGAAUUCGAUGAGCACGAACAUCCAGAUUUUGAUCCUAAAAGUCUAGGUGAAGUCAAGGAUGAGAAUGAAUCCUCGAGUAGAAGCGAGUUCAGCGAGAACAGUAGUCGACAACAAACUCCACUUGAAUCACGUCGCUCACCAAAGAAAAGUUCGCAUGAGUCCAAGGAUGGCAAUGAGACCUAUUUUGCUGCUCUAGGUAAGAAGAACCAAGAGAGACCUGACCACUUGCCACCUUCUCAGGGUGGUAAGUAUCAAGGAUUUGGAAAUACACCAAUCAAUGAUGCUGAUCAAACAAAGGGUGCCAAGGCCACAUUCAGUAUAGAAAAUAUCCAAAAAGAUCCUUUUGGAACUUUCACAAAAGGAUGGGGAUUGUUUAGCUCUGCUGUGACGAAAUCUUUGGAAGAAGUCAACGAGUCUGUUAUAAAACCAGGUUAUCAGCAAUGGCAAACCGGUGAGCUAUCGGAAGAAACAAAAAGAGCUGCAGCUCAAUUCGGGCAAAAGUUUCAGGAAACUAGUAAUUAUGGAAUGGAAGCAUUUUCAUCCUUCACGAAGAAUAUACAGCAGCAGUAUGCCGGAGAAACAACCAGCAAUGCUGAAAAAGGUGGCGAGUACCACAACUUGAGCUCGAGUGAUUCUAAAAAUUACGGAGGCGUACAAUUUAGCUCGUUGAGUGAGACAAAUUCAAACUCAAAUUCAAACGGCAAAUCCAAGUCCAAAGUCGAAGACGAAUGGGACGAUUUUUGA